AUGGCCUUUACGUGGCUAGGAACAGCCACAGCAGGUGGUUGUUGGACAGCCACAGAGGCUAAAAAGGUUACAGUAAUCGUUGAUGUCCUGGCGCGACUGGUCGCGACAGGGUGCGACUAUUAUCGGUUGCCAAUAACGACAGGCACCAAAGUCAUGAUAAAUAUGAAAUCUAUGAAUCCUUCCUCGUGCAUACUAAGUGAUAAUAGGCUCACUGGGCCAAACUUUUCGGACUGGCUACGUAACUUGAACAAUGUCCUGAACAUGGAGGCUUUGGGAUACAUCCUGGAGACUCAGGAGAUUGAACUCCCUAGCGGGGAUGCUACGAGUGAUCAGCAGGACGCAUAUGAUCAGUGGUCUAUUGAUGACACGAAGGUCCGCUACUAUAUGUUUGCUUCCUUGAGCAAUGAGUUGCAAAAGCAGCAUGAGAACAUCAAGAGUUCUCGUGAGAUCUUGAAGAAUCUCAGGAAGCUAUAUGGGGAGAAUAGCAGGAUCGCACGAUAUGAAAUAUCGAAGGAAUUGUUCCGUGCGAGAAUGCAGGAGGGAACUGAAGUCGCAGCUCAUGUGUAG
Molecule: messenger RNA, 567 nt
Organism: Punica granatum (pomegranate)
Lineage: Eukaryota; Viridiplantae; Streptophyta; Magnoliopsida; Myrtales; Lythraceae
Source: RefSeq, a predicted model, not a curated record